AUGGAAAAAACUAAAGCUGCACAACCAACAUGGGCUGAACUGAUAGGAAGCAACAACUGGGAAGGCCUCCUUGAGCCCUUAAACCUCAGCCUCCGGAACUUCAUCCUUCAAUGUGGCAAUUUCUGUCAAGCCACUUACGAUGCCUUCAAUGAUGACCAAAAUUCCAAGUACUGUGGUUACUCUAGGUAUGGAAAGAACACUUUCUUCGACAAAGUCAUGCUGGAAUCGGCAUCCAAUUUCCAAAUCUACAGCUUUCUCUAUGCCACGGCCCAGGUUAGUGAAGGCGAAGCUCUCCUAUUUCACUCAAAAUCACGUGAACCAGGGGACAGGGAAUCCAAUUGGAUUGGCUAUAUUGCCGUCACUACCGAUGAAGUUAGUCAACGAUUAGGCCGUCGUGAAGUUUAUGUUGUAUGGCGUGGUACAAAACGAGCUUAUGAAUGGAUAGACGAUUUUCAUUCAACUCCAGAUUCCUUUGAACAUUCGUUACAACCUAUGGCUUCUCAAGACGGCUCUAAAGACGAUGAGAACGUGCCUAAAGUCAUGCAAGGUUGGCUCACAAUCUAUGUUUCUACCGAUCCCAAUUCACCUUUCACAAAACUAAGUGCAAGAACUCAGCUUUUGACAAAGAUUAAAGAACUUAGGAACCAGUAUAAGAAUGAGAAUCUGAGCAUAAUAGUCACUGGUCACAGUCUUGGUGCAAGUCUAGCUACUUUAUCUGCAUUUGAUCUUGUUGACAAUGGAAUUACUGAUAUUCCGGUAUCUGCCAUUGUUUUUUGCAGUCCAAAAGUGGGAAAUGAAGCUUUUAACGAUAGAUUGAAUCAAUUCUCGAAUCUGAAAGUUUUGCACAUCAGGAAUAAGAUUGAUCUUAUACCACAUUAUCCAAUUUUGUUGGGAUAUUCGAACACAGGUAUCGAGCUACAAAUUGACACCAGAAAAUCCCCGAACUUGAAGGUCUCGAACCAACCUUUUGACUGGCAUAAUUUGGAGGCUAAUUUACACGUGGUGGCGGGUUGGAACGGAGCUGAAGGAGAAUUUGAAUUGAAGGUGAAGCGGAGCUUGGCUUUGGUCAACAAGUCUUCUGGUGCUCUCAAGGAUGAGUAUUUUAUUCCAGAAUCAUGGUGGGUUGAGAAGAAUAAAGGAAUGGUUCUGAAUGGAGAUGGAGAUUGGAUUUUGGUAGAACCAUCAGAUGAAGACCAACCUGUGCCUGAAUUCUGA
Fraxinus pennsylvanica is the source of this 1215-nucleotide messenger RNA. The record is from the annotation of a GenBank genome assembly. NCBI's taxonomy places the organism in Eukaryota, Viridiplantae, Streptophyta, Magnoliopsida, Lamiales, Oleaceae.